CAAAAAUUUGCUAGAUCUUGGUUGAUUUUUUGUUUAAAAAAAAAAAAAAGAUUUGCACUUGAUUUUCAGGGGGCUAGAGGCUGCGUUUUAAUUGACCCAUGGCAAAUUGGUGCGAGCUCCAAUAUGACAUGCUGGAAGUUAUUGCACAGCACCUCACCAAGAUUGAAGACUACGUGGCUUUCGGUGCAGUUUGCACCUCAUGGCGAGCUGCGGCGGCAAACAAGAAGAAGAAUUUUAGAGGGAUUCCGUUAUGGAAGCAGAUUCCUUGUCUCAUGGUUGCUGCAAAAGAUGAAAACGAUGUCGGUGAUCGGGAGUUCUACAGUUUGCUGGAGAAUGAAGUUGUGGCCAAAGUGAAACUACCAAAACUUAAAGGUAAGAGGUAUUUGGAAGCGUUAGGAUGGUUGUUACUUAUAGGAGAAGAAGGGGACAUGAGUUUGCUGAAUCCCUUCUCGUCGGGUCCCGAAAUUUCGUUACCCAACCAGAAUACUAUUCCAGGGUACGAUCGCUAUGAACCCGAUGCGUUUAUUUUCGUGGAAAAAUUCGUGUUGUCUGCAAGGCCAAGCGAGGCCGAGGAGGAGGAGGUGGAGGACUAUGUGGUAAUGCUCAUUUGUGGAUCCGUUAGAUUCUUGGCAUUCUGGAAGCCAGGGGACCAAAGCUGGAACAGAAUUGUGCUGCGAGUGUCUGUAUACAGCGACGUCACCUAUUACAACGGCCAAAUCUAUGCAGUUGAAUAA
Molecule: messenger RNA, 734 nt
Organism: Coffea arabica (coffee)
Lineage: Eukaryota; Viridiplantae; Streptophyta; Magnoliopsida; Gentianales; Rubiaceae
Product: putative F-box protein At5g55150
Source: RefSeq, a predicted model, not a curated record